This is a messenger RNA of Ochotona princeps (American pika), 448 nucleotides long. Its product is annotated as large ribosomal subunit protein uL29-like. NCBI's taxonomy places the organism in Eukaryota, Metazoa, Chordata, Mammalia, Lagomorpha, Ochotonidae. Gene Ontology annotation, molecular function: mRNA binding; structural constituent of ribosome. The transcript has a single exon. Gene Ontology annotation, cellular component: ribosome; cytosolic large ribosomal subunit. Bases 36 to 407 code for a protein of 123 amino acids. The record is from RefSeq and is a predicted model, not a curated record. Gene Ontology annotation, biological process: maturation of LSU-rRNA from tricistronic rRNA transcript (SSU-rRNA, 5.8S rRNA, LSU-rRNA); translation.
CUCUUUCCCUCGGAGCGGCGGCGGCGGAGACAGUCAUGGCCAAGAUCAAGGCUCGGGACCUCCGCGGCAACAAGAAGGAGGAGCUGCUGAAGCAGCUGGACGACCUCAAAGUGGAGCUGUCGCAGCUGCGCGUCGCCAAGGUCACCGGCGGCACGGCGUCCAAGCUGUCCAAGAUCCGCGUUGUCCGCAAAUCCAUCGCCCGGGUGCUCACGGUCAUCAACCAGACCCAGAAAGAAAACCUCAGGAAGUUCUACAAGGGCAAGAAGUACAAGCCUCUGGACCUGCGGCCCAAGAAGACGCGCGCCAUGCGCCGCCGCCUCAACAAGCACGAGGAGAACCUCAAGACCAAGAAGCAGCAGCGGAAAGAGCGGCUGUACCCGCUGCGCAAGUACGCGGUCAAGGCCUGAGCCCGGCCAGCCGUGGCAACACAAUAAACCCAAAACACACA